GAGUCUCUCGCACACACACUGCACAUAUUGUUAGGCCAGUGGCCCUUCUUCUUACAUCCAGGAGUUGCUUCUUCCUAAAAAACACUCACAGCUCAAAUUGGCUGCCCACCCAAUUUUUUUUUCGUUAAAAAUAUACCCAUUUCUGGAUCACAGAUUAAAAUUUAAAAUUAAUUGUAUUACUUUGUAAAAAAAAGAACAAGAUAAUACAACAAAAUCUGCACGAUCAACAGCAAGAGAUCCACCCCUCGGGACAGGAGGCACCCACCCCGUGUGUCGGUAUCCUUGCAAAAAAAACGGACAUUGUGCUUCUUAAGAAUUGCGGACAAAACAAAGUGAUUUGUGGUGUUUUUUUGGCAAAAGAAAUUCUUUUUGCACAAAAACCUCAAAAAGAAAAUUGUUGAACUGUGCUUUUGAAACUGAGUUACAAUAUUGUUGAGAAGUGACUGAUAUACAUUCUUGUGGUGAAGAGAUUCUUAGGCGAGAGACGUCAACGAUGAGAAGAUCGCGUUCGAGCCCUUUGGGGCUCGAAUUUACAACCCUCUUAGUGAUGUGUACGUUUGUGGGAGUAUGUUUAUCAGCUCCUGUGCACGAGAACACGGAACUAGAGACGUAUAGUGAAUCUGGCUGCUACUACAAUUACAAUCACUAUGCAGAGGGUGAUAGGAUAAUGACGAAUGAGCCAUGCCUCAAUUGUACUUGCCACAAUCGAAUGCUGAUGUGUUACUUGCGUGUAUGUCCAUUCACAAAGCCAAUUGGGCAGGAUUGCGUGGUGGAGAAACGUGAAGAUCAAUGCUGUCCUGUCAUUACAUGCCCAGAAGUUCCUGUGGAACUCAUUGAUCACUCCACGUCGGGUCCAUCGACAGAGGUUGGAGGCCUCGAUCGCUUUGGCUGUUCUAUUGAUAAUAGAUUCUACCCUGAGGGUGCUCAAGUGCCAUCAAAUCCACGAAAACCAUGCGAACUUUGCUAUUGCAUUCGCAACAUGACUGCGUGUGUCAUGCAAGAAUGUACGCUACAUGUUGAGGGUUGUCGACCUAUCUACAACAAGGGAGUCUGCUGCCCAGUUCGUUAUGAAUGCGAUCACGAUGCCGAAGAGGAUACUCUCAUGUUGGAAGAUAAAACAACAACCACUGAACGUCCAACACCAGGAUUCAUGCUGACCACAACAACACCUGCAGGUGUUGAGGCUGACUGUGUCCACGAUGGUGAAGUCUUUGCCGAUGGAGCUCUCAUUUUCACCGACCAGCCAUGUGAGCAUUGCUACUGUAUGCGAGGUGAUAUUGUCUGUGCUGUGCAAGAAUGUGGAACACCGCUGGAGAAUGAGGGCAAGAACUGUACAGCACGUCCACCACGAGAUGGUCAAUGUUGUCCCGAUGUCUACGAUUGCGAGGAACCACCCACGGAAUCACCUGAAAGUAUUACGAGGAAAGAGGAAGCUACAACAUUGGCAACGGGAUUGGAUACGCGAAUUGAUGAGGAUGAGGAAAAGACUGAAGAAGGGGCCCCAGAACAUAAGACACCACUGCCAGAUGUGAAAGAACCAAUGACCACUGAAUCCGCUGAAGUGGGCACAACAGCUAAGGAAGAAAUUCAUGUUGACAAAGUGGAUGAAAAGUUCAAUGAAAUUAUGCCAGAAGAGAAGCCCGAAAGUGAAGUGGCCCACACUGAGGCACCGACAACUGUGCUGACUCAUGGUGAUGCCACGACGGAACCAAUUCAUGAGGCUGCCACAGAGAGUGAAGAGGAAGAUUUGCAACAACACAUAAUCGAUGAGGAUUUGCAGUCUCAUAUUGAAAAAGAUGAGGAGGGUCCGGCAACAGUUAAAGAAACAAUCUCCACCACUGAGAAAUUGAAACCAACAACAAUAAUUACAGAGAGUGAGUCGUCAGAAAAACCAGAAGAGGGUCACGAAGAAGAGGAAGGAAUUAAAGAGGUGACCACUGAACAACCGUUGAGGGCAACUGAGGCACCAGAAGAGCCAGGCUUCACACCAGCAAUGCCCGAAGAAGUACCAACAGAACAUGAUGAGGGUGUUUCACCGACAGAAAAACCUAGUGCUGUAGACACGAAAUCUGGUGAAGUUGAAUCUGAAGAUGACAAUACUGUUGAACCAGAUCUAUUUACUUCAACACAUCAUCCACCAGCUGAACAGUACCUCCCACCAGAGAAACCACUUGAACAUGAUGAAGAAGCAUCCGGUGAAUCAUCCAGUGAGUCUGUUGAGUCCGUUGAAUCUACUGAAUCUACGGAAUCUUCAACAUCUGAAGAAGGACAAAAACCAAUUCACGUAGAAACUCCAGCUCCUGAAUUUGAGGCUAGUGGAGAGCAGGAAUCCGAAGAAGAAGCACAAAGACCUACAACUCCACGUGCCCCAUCAGAGGAAAUCACCCCUGAACGCCCACAUGAGGAAGUGGAGCCAUCCACAACACCUGGACAUGAUGAUCUUGAACUUCCUGAGAGAGAAAUUGUCACAGAAUCCCCAGAUAUUAUUAAACUUCCGGAGCCUGUUGAACAUGAGCAAGUGACAGAAUACACAAUUGACUCAGACUCACACAUUCUGGAGGAGAUGACGACGAGACCAAGUUUUGAUGAGAAGUUGCCUGAACCUACAGAAAAGGCUACAGAAGUUCCCGAAGAGGAAGUGAAACCCACUGAAAAGACUGAAGAAGAAAAACCAGAAGAAAUGCCAGCAACAACCGAGCAUAAGGAACUCGAAGAGAAACCGGAAGAAAUGCCAGCUACCACAGAGCAUAAGGAACUCGAGGAGAAACCAGAGGAAAUGCCUGGAACAACCGAACAUAAGGAGCUUGAGGAGAAACUAGGAGAGAUCCCUGCAACGACCGAGCAUAAGGAACUCGAGGAGAAACCAGAAGAGAUGCCAGCAACAACAGAGCAUAAGGAACUCGAGGAGAAACCAGAAGAAAUGCCAGCAACAACAGAGCAUAAGGAACUCGAGGAGAAACCAGAAGAGAUGCCAGCAACAACAGAGCAUAAGGAACUCGAGGAGAAACCAGAAGAGAUGCCAGGAACGACAGAGCAUAAGGAGCUUGAGGAGAAACCAGAAGAAAUUCCAGCAACAACAGAGCAUAAAGAACUGGAAGAAAAGUUAGGAGAAAUUCCCGCAACCACAGAACAUAAAGAACUUGAGGAGAAACCAGAAGAAAUGCCCGCAACGACAGAACAUAAGGAACUCGAAGAAAAACCAGCAGUCACAUUCUUACCAGAGGAUGAAGAAGACGAAGACAAGGAAUCUGAGGAAUCGCUUACGGAGCUUCCUGGCCGACCAGAGGAACAUUUGACUGAAGAACCGAAAUUGUCAACAACAGAAGUACCGGAGAAAGUUGAAGAGCCUUUAGAAGAACACACUGAAGGAGUUGAAUUGCCUAAACCACAAGAACCCGAAGAAGCCCCGAUUGCACCACCAGAUGAGGAGCACACAGAAGAACCUAAAGCUCCAGGAGCUGAAGAAUCGGAGGCACCUGCCACUGAAUCACCAUUAGAAACACCUGUAAAGGCAGCUACUGAAGUUCCUGAAGCCCCAGAAGCUUUUGAAGCUACUGGGAAACCGGAAGAAGAAGAGAAACCCGAAGAACCUCUUGCCACAACUGCCAUUUUUGAUGAGAAGGAGAUUAUUCCCACAACAAUUCCUUCUGUUACAUCCAAAGAAAGCGAAGAAAAGGAAUCCGAGGAGGGAUCCACUGAAGAAGGCUUGUCCACUCCAUCACCAACCGCUGAACUUUUGCCUCCAUCAAUUCCCGGAGAAGGGAACUGCUUGGUGGAUGGAAUUAGUUAUCCCAACAAUGAAAUUAUUCCCGCCGUUAACAAAUGUCAAGUUUACUGUACCUGCGUCAAUAGUGUUGUCCACUGCGAAACCGUCAAAUGCCCACCACCUCCAGAAAAUUAUGCUGAGUGCCAACCCUUCUACAGGAACUUUGAUGAAUGCUGUCCCAACUACAAAUGUCCUCAGGAUCUUGAAUCAUCUGAAGAGGAAUCUGAAGAGGAUCGUACAAGAGCUCCAACAACCACUGAGACUGCUGAGGAAGCCUCUGAGGUUCCCGCCACUGUUGAAGAAGUUGGUUCCGAUGAAGUUCCGGCCGUUAUUGAAGAAGUCAAGCCAGAAGAGAAGCCAUCUGUAACAACAGAGAGAGAAGAAGCUGAAGUUACUGAAAUUACAAUGCAACCUAUUGAGAGAGUAGAGACUCCCAAACCAGAGGAACCAUCCGAAGAAGAACCAUCUGAGGAAGAGAAACCAUCUGAAGAGGAAAAACCAUCCGAGGAAGAAAAACCAUCAAUAGAAGAGAAGCCAGAAAGUGAAGAAGAUGCAGAAGUAGAAGCCACAACAAGAGCAGCGCCUGAAGAUCUCGAUGAAGAUAUAACAAUUAGUCCUGAAAUUUUGGAAGCGUACACCGGAUUGUAUCCAUCUGAAGUCACUACGCAUAAGGAAGAAGAAGUUCGUCCAGAAAGUGCAACUGUUAGUCCUAGUUAUAUACCACCAAUUCAAGAAGAAGAGACGCCGGAAGGACAAACUGAGGAAGCCCCAGUAACUGAAAAGGAGCAAGAACUUCCAGAAAAACCAGGUGUAGAUGAAGAAGAGAAGCCAGAAUUUGUACAUAUCUCAACUCUACAACCUGAAGAUUACACUGAAAAGCCCGAAGGAGAAAGCAAACCUGAAAAGGAAGAAGAAGAAAAGCCUGAAGAGGCAGAAAAACCAGAAGAAGAAGUCACACCUGGAAUAGAAAUUGCUCAACCUGAAGUAACAAAGGCUGAACCAGAAACUACCGAAGCAGAAAGAGCACCAACUGAGAAACCCAGUGCGACAGAAUAUCCAGAAGAUAUUACAGAAAAGGUAGAAGAAGAGCAUACUCCAUCUAGCGAAGUGACUGAAAAAGUAGAAAUUGUAACGCCAUCUGCAACUGAACUACCUGAAGAAACAGCCGGUCCAGCAGAAGAAGAAAAGACGGAAGGUCCUAAAGAGGAUGAAGGAUUACCAGAAAGUCCAUCUCCAACUGAGCAGGCUGAAAAAGAAAAACCUGAAGAAGUAGAAGGUGAAGAAAUGAUUAAACCCACUGCUCAAACUCCAACUGAGAAAGAAGAAGAAGCUACAACUGCAGCUCCUGUAGAGAAGACUCCAGAAGAAGACAUUGGAAUUUUGUUCCCCAAAGAGGAAGAGAAACCAGAGACAGUGACUGUAGAUUUGGAUAUUCGUGGCGGUGAAGAAGAAGGAACAACUGCGAAAACACCAGAAGAGGGAGAGGCACCUGAAGGAAUCCCCGCUAGUACUCCACAUGAAAAAGAGACUGAAGAAAAGACAGAAUCAAUUCCUGCUGUCCCAACUAUUCAUACUGAGAUUGAGGGUGAGAUAACUAAAAAACCCGAUGAGAAGGAACCUGUGGAAGAAGAAACCAGUAGUCCUGAAGUUGAAGAAAAAACUCCUGCUCCAACGAAACCAUCGCUCGAGGAAGAAACAAUGAAACCCCACUUGCCUGAAGAUGAGGUUGUGUACGCCACAGACAAGUUAGAAGUUGCUGAGCAAGUCACAGAAAAGGAAGAACCAAUUCCUACCGCAACUUCAACUGAAAGUGCCAAACCCGAGACUGCUGUUACUGAAAAAGAAGAACUUCCCGAAGAAGAACCAACUAAACCAGCAAUUAUCCCUGAACCUGGAAAGGAAGAAGAAGAAAAAGAACACAUUCCGCCAAGUGAUAAGGAACCUAAGCCUGAAUCUCUUCCUGAGCCAACUCCAACUGAAGAAGUUGAGCAAGAAGAACCUGAAAAAGAAGUAGAGGCUGAGGUUGGACCUACACAUGGACCUGCAGAAGCUACAACGAAACAACCAAUUGAAGAAUUUACUGAGACUCCUGGAAGCAAGGUUGAUCAUCCAGAAAAAGAAGAAGAUCAAACACCUGAAUUACCUUCGGGAACCACACCUAGUGAAGCAGUAACUAAAGCACCUGAGGAAGAAGUUUCUACACCUGCAACUGAGUUGGAACCACCCAGGACACCCGAGAUUGAACAACCAUCAGAAGGAGAGGAAGCUACACCUAAACCACAAAUUACAGAGAAACCAACUGCAGAAGAAGAGCCAAUGAAACCCGAAGAAGAAGCAACGACAUCUCACGAAAGACCAGAACCAAGUGUUGAAGAAAAGGAUGAAGAAGAGACUACUAAAGAAAGCGCUUCACCAACCACACCAGCUUUGGAAGAGGGAUCUACCCUUUCUGCAGAGAUGGCUUCAUUGAAACCAAGUGAACCUGAGGAAAUUGCCACAAGGAAGCCUGAAGUAACAGAGGAGCCCGAAAAAGAAUCAGAGGAAGAAGAGAAACCAACUGAAGAAGAAGUUGCUAAACCUACUCCUGAAAGUGAAGCUACAGAAGGACCAGAAGAAGAGGAAGCCAGCCCAACUCCUGAAGCAUUACCAGAGAAACCAACUGAAGAAGAAAUGCAUGUUACUGGUGAACCACUUGUGCCAUCUGAAACAGAGACGCCAACAAAACUUGAACCUGUAGAAAGUGAAACUGGUGCUCCUGCAGAAGCAGUGACAGAAGCUGAAGCCGCUGAACCCACUAAACCCAGUGAACUGACCACAUCAGCACCAGCUGAAACACCUGAAGAAGAAAAAGAGGAAGAGGGACCAGCUCCGUCAAGUGAGGAGGCUACAAAACCAAGUAUUCUAGAAGAAAAACCAACAACAUUGGCUGAAGAAGAAGCAACAGAGCCGAGUGAAGAAGGAACACUUGCUCCUGAAGAAAGUUUACCUGAAAAACCAGUCGAAGGAGAAGAAGAGGAACCAGAACAUAAGCCAACUCCAAGUGAAGAAACAACUGAGAAAGAGGAACAUGCAACUGAGCCAACUGAAAAGAAACCAGAACUACCAUCUGAAGUACUUCCAACUGAACCUUCUAAAGAAGGUGAACCUGCUAUUGAAGAAGCCACUCCUAUUAGUGAAGAACAUGCUCCAGAAUCUCAGCCCACCGAAAAACCACUGGAGGAGCAAGAACCUCAAACAACUGUUGGUAUUGAAGCUGUUGAUCAUACAACGCCAAGUGAGGAAGAAAAGGAGAAAGAAACACCAAAACCACAAGAGGAGGAGAAGGAAGAAGAACCCGAAAAAGAAGAGAAACCAAGUGAAGAACUUCCAUCAGUGACAGAAAAAGAAACUGAAUCAGAAGCACCUAUCACAGAAGAAACUAUAACGAGACGACCUGAGGUAGCCCCAGGAGAAGCUGCAACUGAAGUUUCAUUAACCCCUGCUGAAGAAAUGGAGGGCGAGAGCGCAACUGAAGGUCGACCAACUGGAGAACCUGCAGGUGAAAAGGAAGAAAUGCCAAUUGAACCAAAACCAACGGAAAAGAUUCCAGAAGAGGAAGGUCCUGCUACUGAAGAAAGUAUUGAAGAAGUUACUGAGAAGAAGGAAGAAGAGGUAACGGAGGGUUCACCUGGAAUUACGAAACCAUCUGAAAAGGAAGAUGAAGAAAAAUUAACUCAUGCUACGGAAGAACCACUAAAGGAAGUUGAACCAACAAAACCAUCAGAUGAAGAGAAACCAACUCCUAGUGUAGAAAUUCAUCCCACAGAAGUAAGUGAAAGUGAAACACCGUCCGCUCCCAGUGAAGAAGAGGGCACAGCUAAACCAUCAGAGGAAGGAGAAGGUGAAGCUACACCAAGUCCAGCUGAGGAAACGGCUAAACCAUCAGAGGAAGGAGAAAGUGAGGCUACACCAAGUCCAGCUGAGGGUACAGCUAAGCCAUCAGAAGAAGGAGAAGAAGAAGCAACACCAAGUCCGGCAGAGGGUACAGCUAAACCAUCAGAAGAAGGAGAAGGUGAAGCUACACCAAGUCCAGCUGAGGGUACAACACCAAGCAAAGAAGAGGAGGAACAUGCUGAACCAGAAGAAGCUGAACCUGAGAGGGAAACUCCUGAGCCGCAAAUUGUUGAGCAUGAGUACGUACCAACGAAACCAAGUGAAGAAGCAGAGAAACCUGAACCAUCUGAGGAAGGUGAGAAAGAGGGUGAAAUGACUGAGAAACCAGUAACUGAAAGAGCUACGGAGCUUCCUGAGGAGGUUGAAAUUGAACCAACAAAGGCUAGUGAAAAAGAACCCGAAUUGGAAGCUUCAACGCCUGCUGAGGAGGCCACCAUUGCUCCGGUUGAGGCCAAACCACAUGAGGAACAACCUGAAGAGGAAGAGCACCCAGAAGAGAAACCAGAGGAGCCAGAAAGUGUUCAGGAAGUCACAAGUCUGAAACCGCCUCAUGGCGAGGAGGAGGAGGAGGAACAUAAGACUGAAGUGAGUGUAACAGAGCCAUCAGAUAGGACAACUAUUCCACCUGCAGAGGGUGGUCUUGAUGAUAGAAUAGAAGAAGAUGAGGAAGCACCACAGAAACCUCUGCAUCCUGAUGAGGAUCAAAGUCAAGUGCCAAUCUCCUUUGAACCCGAAGAGGAGGAAGAGGUUGUCGAGGAGGAACCUCAUGUGCCAGAUGAGAAACCCGCCACAGUCCAAACAAUGACCCCCGAUCUCAGUCAGUACUCAACAAGUGCACCACACUACGAUACUGGGUAUGGACAAAUCCCUGCUGGACACUACCCCGGUCCAUCGUAUCAGGAAGAAGAUUAUGGAGAUGAAGAAGAUCCAUCUUCAUUCGGACCGGGUACAUGCCGCUACGGUGGCAAGCUGUAUGUGUCUGCGCAACAGAUUCCGCGAGACGAUCCAUGUGACUUCUGCUUCUGCUUCCGAAGUGACAUCAUUUGUCUACAACAGUCCUGCCCACCACCAAUUACUGGUUGUCACGAAGAGCCAAUUCAUGGCUUCUGCUGUCCGCGGUAUGAGUGCCCUGUUUCAAUGGCAACUGUGAUGAACGUGACAACAAGCACGACAACGACAACAACCACCUUACCACCACACUUCCUGCGUCAUGCCUACAAAGGUCAUGCUACUCUUCAAGGGUGUCAGAUCGAUGGGCGAGCCUACAAAGUAGGUGAAGUAGUACGUCAAUCGAGUGGACCAUGUAUGAGUUGCAUAUGUGGAGGCGAUGGACAAAUGAAAUGUGAUCCUCAGAAAUGUUCACCAGAACCUCUUCUCCGACAAAUGAUUGCGGUGGCAGCUUCGAAAAAGAGAUGAACAUUCGGAGACGACCAGUGAACAAAUUAAAAUGGUUUCUAACCAGAGAUUGAAUCAUCAAUGAAACGCUGAAACAAAUUCUUUCUAAUAUCACGAAGGGUGCCAAACUUUUAUUGAUAAUUAAUUAAUUUAAAAGACAAAAAAAAAAGAAUAAUAAUUUAAGAAUUCAACGAUACGUACUCUUAAUAAUAUUGCAUUUUCUAGGAAACGAAAUUCAUUCCAAGUUAAUAGCAGUGUCGACACUAAAAAAAUACGAAAUUAAAUUUUUUUUUUUCAAUAUUUGGACUCAUUGUAGGACAUUUAAUUUGAACGAUGUCGACCUUAAAAAAAUUAACGGAUAUUCAUAAUAAGUAAAUUAAAUGAGUUUUUAAAAAAACAUACGAAAUUAAAAAAAAUUAAUUAAUGCAGAAAAAUCAAUCAAAUUGAGACAACUUUUGCGCCCAAUUUCACUUCUAGUCUCCCAUUUAUUUAAUCAAAAAAACGUUGAUUUUUGAGAAAAAAAAAGUUAUUGUAAUUUUAUUAAAUUAAAAAAAAAAUGCGAAAAUGGCCGAUGUCUUGUCGACUGAAUGACUUUAUGUGGGGAAUAUAAGAAUUUUCGAAAAAAAAAAAACACUUUGAGAUUUGAAAAUUAAAUAAAUUGAAAAAUUUAUUCAAAUUUUUAAAAAGAAAAAUACUUACACAAUGAUAAAGAAAACUGCAACUAUUGAUUAUUUGUCUUAGAUACAAAUAUUUAUCAAUUUGCAGAGAAUUUUUUUAUCAAACUUUUUGUCGUAUACAUAGAAAAUAAUUUAAUAAAAAAAACAAUAUACGAAAUAAUUUUUCCGAAAAAGAAAAAAAAAGAAAUAGGAUUGAAAAUGCUGAAAGAGCACAAACAAUACAUGCGCACAAACUAGGAUCAUUUAUUAAAAUAGAUGUUUUUUAAACAAUAAAAUAAACGAUAAUUAUUGGGACCUCAAAACCUACCAAUUAAAACAAUAAAAAAAAUAGACUAACACCGCAAUUUACACGUAAACGUACGCAAACAUUAGAUAUGCAAUAGAAAUGAAAAGAAAA
This is a messenger RNA of Lutzomyia longipalpis, 10168 nucleotides long. Its product is annotated as titin. The coding region runs from base 494 to 9115 and encodes 2873 amino acids. NCBI's taxonomy places the organism in Eukaryota, Metazoa, Arthropoda, Insecta, Diptera, Psychodidae. The transcript has 7 exons. The record is from RefSeq and is a predicted model, not a curated record. Gene Ontology annotation, molecular function: protein binding.